CCGUAGUUGGGUCUCUGGACCAUACGGCCUCCUGGCUCUCUAGAAUGGCUACCGCUGCGAUUUUCCUUAACCAGCAUCAUUUCCUCUGCUCAAGCUCCACCGUAGCAAGAUCGACCAGCGGAGCCUUGUCAUGGCACCUCCGAAGAACGAGUGUGAUCACUCCACCGAAGAAGCGUGUAGUCUCUUUAGCUGCUGCUUGUUCAGCUUCUCAGUCGCCUGAAGCGGACACCCAAACUGCGGAGUCGUGCGUUAAUUUGGGCCUCUCCUUCUUCUCAAAUGGACGGGUUAAGGAUGCUCUCGUCCAGUUUGAAACAGCACUUAGCUUGGAUCCCAAUCCCAUUGAGGCCCAAGCUGCGCUAUAUAACAAGGCUUGCUGCCAUGCUUACAGAGGAGAAGGAAAAAUGACUGCCGAUUGCUUACGUACAGCUUUAAGGGACUAUAACCUCAAGUUCUCCACCAUUCUGAAUGACCCUGACUUGGCAUCCUUCCGAGCUUUUCCCGAGUUCAAGGAACUGCAAGAAGAGGCCAGACUGGGUGGUGAAGACGUAGGCGAAAGCUUCCGUAGGGAUCUCAAACUAAUCAGUGAAGUCCAAGCACCGUUUCGUGGAAUAAGGAGAUUCUUUUAUGUUGCAUUCACAGCAGCUGCAGGCAUAUCAAUGUUCUUAACAAUUCCUAGGCUGGUUCGUGCACUCCAAGGUGGAGAUGGCGCUCCUGAUCUAUUGGGAACUGCUGGAAAUGCUGCAGUUAAUGUAGGAGGUAUUAUAGUUUUCGUUGCAUUGUUUAUAUGGGAUAAUAAGAAAGAGGAACAGCAACUAGCACAGAUAACCAGGGAUGAAACUCUAUCAAGGUUGCCUUUGCGCCUUUCGACAAAUCGUGUGGUUGAGCUCGUUCAACUUCGAGAAACUGUCAGGCCAGUAAUUCUCGCUGGGAAGAAAGACACUGUUUCAUUGGCCAUACAGAAGGCAGAGAGAUUCCGUACUGACCUUGUAAGGCGUGGUGUUCUUUUGGUUCCCGUUAUAUUGGGUGAGGGUAGAGAACCAGCAGUUGAGAAGAAAGGUUUUGGUGCUACCCGGAAUGCAGCUGCCGCUCUUCCAUCUAUUGGGGAAGAUUUCGAGAAAAGAACUCAGUCGGUGGUAACAAAGUCAAAGUUGAAAGCUGAAAUCAGAUUCAAGGCAGAGGUUGUGUCCCCUUCAGAAUGGGAGAGGUGGAUAAGGGAUCAGCAAAUAUCUGAAGGUGUUACUCCUGGUGAGGAUGUCUACAUAAUAAUGCGACUGGAUGGUCGAGUUCGAAGAUCUGGUAAAGUAAGUAUCCUACCUUUCAGAUUUCGGCUUUCCACUUUAAAUGAAGUGUCAGAAGUUUAAGGCCCAAAAAUGUGGGAAAUGAUGUUAUACUCUUAGCUCUACUUUGAAUAAGCUAAUAGGACUAUAAAAAAAAGGAGUGAACAGCAUCGUCGAAUAUACAUUUAUGGAUUUUCUCACUUUUGCUACUACCACCUCAAUGGCUCAGUUUGGAUUCUGGGAUUUGUCAUAUACCAGAAAGGCUUUACUUUCAUAGUCUUCCAUCCUGCCUCAUGUAGCCUUCGCAGAUCUGUCUGCCUGAAUUGCGACCUUGAUGAUGGAAUGCUAGUGUACCAGUAUCAUAUGGCCCAAGGCCGAAUAACCAAAUCAGUCAACACUAUCUCUCAUUUAGAUGUGUUGCCUCCGAGCUUAGGUUAUGGAGGAAAAAUAGUGGCCGAGAAGAAACAGCUAGGCGUUAUUCAUGAAAAGCAAGAAUAUUUGCUGUGAUGCAGGGGAUGCCCGACUGGCAGCAGAUGGUGAAGGAGCUGCCGCCGAUGGAUGCAUUGUUCAGUAAACUAGAAAGAUAAAAGGGUCGUUUCUCGAUUUUGGGAAUCACUGUUAAUGGCAGUGGUUCUUGUGGGCUCUUUUGGAUAAUGCUAAGGUGAAGAUGAUGAAGAUGGCGGGUGCAAUUUUCCUUUCCCAUAAAUUCUGUAGAUAAUAUUACUUUCGUUUUAACUCGAAUUCUAAUUUUUUUUUUACAUUUUUUUUUUUUAUAUAAA
Messenger RNA from Linum tenue, 2056 nucleotides. The record is from the annotation of a GenBank genome assembly. NCBI's taxonomy places the organism in Eukaryota, Viridiplantae, Streptophyta, Magnoliopsida, Malpighiales, Linaceae.